CAUAUUAUACCAUACAUAAACAUCAUUCAAGUUAUUCAACUUCCAAAAAUAUCAAAAUGACAAUUAUAGAGAUGAGGGUACACAUGGAUUGUCCUGGAUGUGAAAACAAAGUGAAAAAUGCACUUCAAAAAAUGAAAGGCGUAGAUGACAUUGAAAUAGACAUAAAGUUGCAAAAGGUGACCGUGAACGGUUACGCUGAUCAGAAGAAAGUUUUAAAAAAAGUUCGAAAAACCGGACUUAGGGCUGAGUUAUGGCAACUUCCUCAUACAACAGAAUCUCAAAAUCAAUAUCAUCAACAACACCAUAUUAAUGGUCCUAUUCAAAAUUAUGCUUCACAACCUUCCUCAUCUUAUAACUACUACAAGCAUGGUUAUGAUAGUAGUGAUCCUGGCUAUUAUCACUAUCCUUCUCAAUCUUCAAUCUUUGGCCAUCAAACUGGUGCUACUUUUAGUGAUGACAAUCCUCAUGCUUGUUCUAUUAUGUGAUCAUUUCAUGGUGAAACCAAUCAAAAUUUUAUGUAGUUUUUAAUAUAAAGUAUGAAUGAAUUGCUUUAAUUUUAAAUUUAAAAUGUACUGUAGUAAGCAUUUUCAUUUCUUUUUGGUUUUUAAUUUUUAUUUUAUUUUAAUGACUAAUGUACUUUCUUUCGCUUUGGUACUGUGUAUUUUAUGUAUUUUUUUCUG
Molecule: messenger RNA, 680 nt
Organism: Vicia villosa (hairy vetch)
Lineage: Eukaryota; Viridiplantae; Streptophyta; Magnoliopsida; Fabales; Fabaceae
Product: heavy metal-associated isoprenylated plant protein 28-like
Exons: 3
Coding region: 57-485 (142 amino acids)
Molecular function (GO): metal ion binding
Source: RefSeq, a predicted model, not a curated record